CCAGGACCUACAAUCGAAACUCUGAACUCUGUUGAUACGUGUGUGCCUGCAGUCACUGCUUCGAAUUAUUUGAUAGAUUGUAACAUACUUCUGUUCUGGAUUCACAUUCAUAUCAGAUAUAUUUAUUGAAAAGAUAAAUGGAGGAUAAAGGCGAGAACGGACACGCUGUAAAAUACUACCGACUGUCGGAAAUCGAGGAACGGAAUUCAUUCAAGAGUACAUGGAUUAUAAUCAAGCAUAAAGUCUACGAUGUCACCACAUUUCUGGAGGAGCACCCAGGUGGAGAGGAGGUCUUGAGAGAGCAGGCUGGCGGCGACGCCACAGAGAGCUUUGAAGAUGUCGGACACUCAUCAGAUGCCAGGGAGAUGGCUGCCAACAUGGUCAUUGGAGAACUACAUCCAGAUGACCGGCCGAAGAUUGACAAACCUUCAGAACCAAUCAAGGAAACCUCAAGUUGGUGGACAAACUGGUUGUUCCCCGGUUUGGCUGCGGCUGUCGUCACGGUGAUGUACCGCAUGUACACGUCCGAGGAGAAGUAACUGCGCCAUCCGUCCGUCACCCUUGCCAAUCAAAUGUCAAUCAAAAUAACUGGCUUCAGAAUGACAGCUACAGAGCCUGCGUUUGAUCUCCUGAGAAACCAUUGCUGCCUUUUGGGAUUUGUACAGCUCAUAUGCAGUACUACAGUACCCAGGAUUCAUGUAAUGUUUUUCAUCCAAUCACUCAGAAGUAUGUUAAUGAAGGCUUAUACAUUAGUUGUUAUUGUGUUAACCUUCUUUUUCAACUCCUGAUUUACAUAUUGAUAUAUACAGUCUUGUGAAAAAGUAUGUACACCCCCUGGAAAGUUUGUUUUGUACAUAUUUGGACAGAUGGAUAUGUAAUCUUCACUUCAACACUAUUGACAGAUAAAGUUAACCUAAUUUAACCAAUGA
Messenger RNA from Coregonus clupeaformis (lake whitefish), 929 nucleotides. Its product is annotated as cytochrome b5. Lineage: Eukaryota; Metazoa; Chordata; Actinopteri; Salmoniformes; Salmonidae. Gene Ontology annotation, cellular component: intracellular membrane-bounded organelle; membrane. The coding region runs from base 138 to 539 and encodes 133 amino acids. The transcript has 5 exons. The record is from RefSeq and is a predicted model, not a curated record. Gene Ontology annotation, molecular function: heme binding.